Fopius arisanus is the source of this 7227-nucleotide messenger RNA. Its product is annotated as brefeldin A-inhibited guanine nucleotide-exchange protein 3. Lineage: Eukaryota; Metazoa; Arthropoda; Insecta; Hymenoptera; Braconidae. Gene Ontology annotation, molecular function: guanyl-nucleotide exchange factor activity. The record is from RefSeq and is a predicted model, not a curated record. The transcript has 13 exons. Bases 414 to 6842 code for a protein of 2142 amino acids. Gene Ontology annotation, biological process: regulation of ARF protein signal transduction.
AUUCCUGUUGUCAUCAAUAGGUGGCAGGAAACGAAUAUAAACGAAUAUAAAUUCCAGUGAAUUCCUUAAAGAAUUCUACUGAAUUGAAUUUUCUAUGAGUUUCUGGUGGAAUCCCUUCAAGUGUCCAAUGUAAAAAAAUGAUUCGGCGGGGUAAAUUGAUCAGCUACAAACCGCCUACACAUCUGUCAUGACACUCGAUGACAUUUCCAUUGAGGCAUUUGAAUUAUGUCGAGCAAAACACAGAGGGAUGAGUGUCACUCAUCGAAACUAGUCCAUCUAGAUCAUAAACCAGUGGAAAUGUGUUAAUUAAAAAUGUCAAUUAGACAUAAACCAGUGAAAGGAGUGAUGCGCAAACUCGUGGAGGUGCUACCCGCGUGAAAAAGACCACCGGUUAUCGAUUAGACACUCGUGUCAUGGAGGAUCUCCUGCAACAGAUCGUGCGGGACUCACAAAAUGCUAAAUUGUCGAAUUUACGGAAAUCAGCGCAAGAUGCGUACGAUUUCAUGGAAAAACAGCAGGGAUUGCUACGUGAUCCCCCGCAUGAACUCCGGAGCAAGUGUCUCCAUGCGAUUCAACUCGCGUUGGAAACUAAAAGAAGUAAAUUCGUGUCCUAUGGAAUUUCUGGACUGCACAAAAUACUGAGGGACGAUCGAUUUCAAUCGCCCUACGAACCCGAGGAUGACUCACUCUGGCUGCCAGCUCAGAUGUUGCAUGCUAUGGGAUCCAUACUAUCCCAGUCCGAUGAUACACAAACCGACAUGCUUAAGGUACUGCUGCAGGUCGCGUGUUCCGCGUACUGGACGAUGAACGGUCGCUUGAUCAUCGCCAUCCUGACGACGUGCUGCGAAGCUUUUGAGAAUGGAAACCAAGCGGUGAGGACAGCCGCCCAAGCAGCGACUAGUCAAACCCUUCGUUCAUUUUGUCUAUUCCUAGAUGAAGAGUGUCAGGAGAUGGACGAAUACGCCAAGCGCAAUAAAAAUUUGCGCGAGAGAGGGGUUUCCUGUUUCAACGAAGCCCUACCGAUCCUUCAGUACAUCUGCAGCCGUUUGGACGAGGCACAGAGAAGAAGAUGUUCCACCGGUAAGAAUGGCAACACCAUCGUCUUCCUUCUGGAGUGCCUGCACACCCUCAUCUCGUCAUUACCCCAGAAGAUUCACACCAAUGCCCACUUCACAACUUUUCUCUGGCAGAAGUUCUGUCCGGCAUUGAUCGCGUUUCUAGGAACCCCCCGCGUGGACAAAACAUUUACAUCGCGCGAGGGUAAAGACACCGAAGUGGGCCGGGGAUCUGGUUACACAACAUCAGCUUUGAGUUUUGAUAAUCACCAAGCGAAGACUGUAUACAGCAUUGGAACGGAUCUGGUGCGCCUCGUUGGCUGCGUUGGACCUCUCCGGCCAGUUCUGGAAUCAGUAUUCCACCGAAUGCUACUGUAUCCACCCCCUCAGCAGAGGUUAGAGCCCCUGAAGGCCCUGCGGGAGCUGCUGCGUAGUCCAAGCCGAAUAGUGGACUUCACAGGGCCGCUCCUGAUCGAAGAAGAAAAGACCAGUCAGCCUCAGAGUGAUAUGGCCCUGAUGAGACUAGCCAUGGACUCCAUCGAGGAGUCAACUAUGGCGGGUCAAUCCACCCUCUACGCGAGUGUUUCCUGCGUCGUGGCAAUGCUGUCAGCCCUGCAAGAACUUUGCGAGGGCAAAGCCAUCAGUCACAGCUACACCUGCACCAUCAAUACCCUCUACGAAAAUCUGGAGUCCUGCGAUUAUCGUGGACCUUUGACCUACCAGAGCAUGGCGAGACUCCCUAAAACCUAUCGAGAACAGUUAGAAUUGAUGAAGAAGUCGAGCGAUUCUGAGUCGGAUUCCUCUGGUCACGGGCCAUCGGAGGACGGUGACUCCACCGAUACAGAGGGACCACAGAAUGAAUCAGACGACGUCAACGAGGAGAACAGCAUCGACGAGCACGAUUACGCUAUUGAGAACGAGAAGGAACGACUGCGACUGGAGAAACUACCAAAGUGUCUUCACGUCGGACGACAAGCAGCUGAAGAGUGCAACGUUGACGUUGAACGACACAACGCACGUCAAUUCGUCAAGAUCUUACGUACAGACCUCAUACCAAAUGUCUUAAAUCUGAGAAGUAAUAUCGAGGUCGACGAGGCGCUUCAGAGCUUCGCUUCGGAAUACUGUCAGGGUGUCUUUGCUGCGCAGCAGAAGAUUCAAGAUCGAACGCAGAUGAGCGUUGAUACGUGUGCCUUAAUCACGAUAAUGAAUGCCGAUGGUAUUUAUCUAGCUACUUAUGCAGCACUGCUGCUCAAUCUUAAGCUCAUCAGGAUGAACUACUACUGCUUGGAGGCGCGACAGGUGCCAGUCAGCGAAGGGCAGUUUGUCGAGGAGGUGCAUGGGUCUGGAGUUCUUGUUUACUUAUCAGCGACGUGGCUCUCGGAAUUGUACCAGCAGAUCUUGGCUUGCAAUCUUUUAGAGAAAUGCGGGUACAAUCCUUCGUCAACUGAGAACUGUGCACUUGUGAAUAUUCUGGUGGAUGUAGAUGGAAUCAGUGAGAGCCAGAGGGGAGGGCAGUUGCUAUCGGAUUACCGACGCCUUGAGAAGGCACAGCUGUCCAGAAGUGAACCCACACCUGAGGCUGAGGCAGGUGCCAAAUUGUCGCGCAGGGUGUUGUCCUGUUGUUGGGCGAGUAUGAUGACGGUUUUAACCGCGGGGUUGAAUCCAGUCAAGGAAGAAUCCAAUAAGGGUCUUCUGAACCGGGAUAACACACGGAGAGGAAUAAGGGACACAGUGGUUCUGGCGUUGGAUGGACUCCACAAAGCAGCAACCCUCAGCAAUAUUCUAGGUUUGCAGAAUCGCUGUGGUUCGAUUUUUGCUUUGCUCGCGAAAGCUGCUUGCACUGAGCCAGCGAUAUCGAAGCUGAGGCGGACAAAAGAUGUUCUCAGGCUCAAAUUGCAAAACAGAGCGACGAAUAUUCAUACGUCGCAUGCGUUGAGUAUGGAGGUGUUGCUUGGAAGAGGAUUAGAGCUUGGGAGUCAUGGUUCUGACUGCUGGCCUCAUGUCUUCACGUGUUGUCUGUAUGUCAGCAAACUCGAGCACGAUUUCUUCGGGAGGAACCAGACGCUCUCCCUGCCGAAGGUCGUCAAGAGGGAGAAGAAGGAAGUGAACACGUCGGAUGGCAAAUUGAAUGACAGGAACAAACUGAACUUCAAUAUUGUCGACGAGGAGGAAACUUGCGUGGAUGUUUACAGCUUCUUGUCAACUCCUUACAGCCAGAACACCAUUACCGAUACAAUUCCAGAGAUCAUUCAGGAAUCCAACGCUGAUAAUCAGUUCAAUGGAAUUCUUCCAGCCGACUACGCUGCAAAGAUCAUCUGUGUUUUAUCCCAACAAGUUGAUAGACUGUUCGAAGAUGCUGCUUUGAAGCUGAACUUGAAGGCCCUGUGCUCAUUUCUAUCAGCUCUGUGCUGCGCCAGUAAAGACCAACUCUUCAAGUCCACAGAGAGCUCGAGAGAUAGCAAAAAGUUCUGGUGGAAGAAGAGCAAACCUCGAGAAGAAGAGCUGAACGUUCUUCUGCUCUCGAGAUUGGGUGAAGUGAUGCUGAAGUGUGUGAAGAGUGGACGACCCUUAAUCCAUGUGAUGAGGAUUUGGAGUAUAUUGGGGCCCCAUUUCAUGGAAGCAGCUUGUCACAAAGACAGGGAGAUCUCGAAGAAGGCAGUUCAGUGUAUUCACGACUCGAUGGCGGCAUUGUUGAAUGAACAGAUUGAACUGCCCCACUUUCAUUUCAACGAAGCCCUAUUCAAACCCUUUGAGAAUCUCCUCUGCCUCGAGCUCUGCGACAACGAUGUGCAGGACCAAAUCGUCAGCUGUAUCUGCGAAUUCGUUGAGACCAAUAGAACGGAAAUCAGAUCUGGGUGGAGGCCCCUAUUCGCUGCUCUACGAGUAGCUUCCGUUGGGAAUUCCGAUGCUGUAGAGUCAGCACCACUUCUCGAGGUGUUCCGAGUGUUCCUGUCAACAGACAACACUCUUGUAUUUGCUAAUGCCGCAUUGGAUUGCAUUCUGUGUCUCUUGAUGCACGUCCGGGGCUCCGGGGAAACCGAGACACCCCAGGAUAUCGAUCAGAUCAACAAUGCAGAGAUCAGAAAGAUGAGGCUGUGCUUGGAGAGUUUGAAGUACUUACUGAAUUGCAGUGAUAUCUUAUCCUCGAUGUAUCGAAUGCCCGCAUGCCCCAUUUUUCAUUCAGUCGCUGGAAGUCAGCUGUUCACAAUUCCCCAAUACGUUGACCCAAUCAUUCCGAAUCUGGAGCUAACCAAAUUCGAGAGAUCUUCCGAGUCGAUGCAGGAGAUCGUGCCGGAGAUUUCUUACGAGAUUCUAUCGAGGGUUGAUAAAGCACAAACGAUUACCCUUCAGAGUAUGGAGAAACCCAGUGGAAUACUCAGGGUGUGGUAUCUUCUGAUUGAAGGACUUGCCAGUGCCACCAUUCUCUGCCCCAGGAGAUAUCAACCGCACACUCUUGAAACACUUUUCCAUCUUCUUCGGGAUGUCCUCAAUGUUCCGGGACCCGCCUUCGGCCUCUACUGCGUCAAUCAUCUCCUUCUGCCGAUGGUUCAGAAUUGGUUGAGAAUGACCUCGAAAAUAUUCAGGGGCUGGGACAAUUUCGCACCGAAUUUCAAACAAUGCUGUGGACUUACCACAGAUCUCGUCGUUGAUUAUCUAACUCAUCUUCAAGGUCCUGAGGUAAAGCGAAAGGACGAAUUACUUCCGGCCACUACUUUAAUGCUGAAGCAACUGCUUUUGGUGAUGGCGGAAUGCGUUGUGCAGCAAACAGAGAGUAUUGCAAGGCUGGGGUGCGCCUGCAUCAGACAUGUUCUCGUUAGCAGCGGACCAAUUCUCACCCCAGAGCAGUGGGAAGUCUGCGGUAUAGCAUGCUAUCGUGCCUGUUCAAAUUCCCUUCAGGAAUUACAUCAACUUACGAUGGCAUUCUCACCCAGAUCAGAGUCUUUUUACGGUGACAUCGCUCAGGUCAAGGUUGCCGCCAGGCGAGACGCCACGCCUGAGGAAUCGGAACGUCUUCGUCAGCUGUCGGCACAGGUAUUUCUUCUUGCUGAGCAGCGACCAGAGAAUUCUACCCAACAUUCGGACGAAAGAUCCUAUGUCUUCCUGCUGUAUCCACCGUCUAUCGCCUCGACGUUAAAUCCAGAUUUGUAUAUUGUUCGGGUGCAAUUGCGGGCACUCGUUGUUGGUUUGUUGGUACACCAGAUGCUGUUGCACUGCAUAGCAAGUGUUCUUUUGUCGAGCUCUGGAGGUUCAAUCUCAUGCCUGACAAAUUUGAUACCGAGCUCAACAUCUCCAACAUCAAAAAUCCCCUCCACAAGCUGCAUGUCUCACCUGACUUCUCGUCACAUUGACACAUUCCUAGCAGCUCUGGAUCUGGCAUACGCAGCAGCCCUGAAAUUCGAUGCUCGUCCGGGUCUCAAGUUUCUCCUCCAGAAAGUCGCCAAUUUGGAGCAGCCCGCAAACCUCUAUCGACAGGCAGGAGCAGCCUGGACAAUUAAAAUUCUAACGCUCCUCGAGCUUUGUCUGAGAGAGAUAACGAAAACUGGAGCUGAUCUCGAAAUUGUCAAGGCCAUAAUUUCCAACAGCCUCGAAAGAUCCCAUGAAAAAUCAGGUUAUCACGAUCUGAUUAAAUACAUUAAGCAAUUGCGAACGACUUUUGAGAGUCUGUGUGAAAAUUACGUGGACGUUGCGUUAAAUCGUGAUGGGAAAUAUUCUCUCGCUGAUAGUUUUGCGGAGAGGAAGAUUUUCCUCUUGGUGGCGCAGCCCGAUGAUUUUCCAGAGAUCACCAGCAAAGAGUCCAUGGACGUUCGUACUUUUCAUCCAAUGACUCCUGACGAGAAUAAUCUCGAAAUCGCACUGAAGGAAUUCAACGAGACAGGAAACACUGGGAAAAUCGAGGAGGAAUACCGAUCCCUCAAGCUUUUUGAUUUGGCUUCUGAUUAUUAUUUGGAGUCUGGACCAGAGUCUGCGUCAGAGUCCGAGGACUCAAAACCCUCCUCGCGGCCGGCAUCUCCGAGAAAACGAAUUGUCUAUCAGGCGAACUCUCCAGAUCGUAACAAUAAAGACGUUCCAACGAUUCUGAAGAACAACGAGAAAACGCACAACAAUCAUAUGGGAAUCGAAAGUGAAAACUCUCAGGGAGAAAUCGUAUUUAACUCUUUCGAUUAUGCUAAUGGCAGGAGAAAAAGUGAAAAUAGUUUAUUAUCCAGGAGAAAUUCCCUGAAGUUCUUUAUGAAUUAUGAUUUGAAGGACGACGCGGUCUUUUCAAAAUUCCAGAGGUCAAAAUCUCUGAUGGAGUUGCACACGGGCUGCGAUGAUAAUUACCCUAAAGUGUCUUCAAAAUAUCGAGUUGAUGAGUCUUUUGAAGGUGAAUUAGUUGCUGAGGAGCGGAAAUCUUCGGAUAGUGCUGAAAAUUCGGUGAUUAAUUCGAGAUAUGAGGAGAAUGUUGACGACUUGUUGAAGGAGUACGAGAGGAGCAAGAGGGGAUUCAGGAUAAAUCCCUUCCUGCAGGAUUACGAUAGAAGUUUGGGGGAGACGUGUGAGGGCAUGAAGAAGGAGAAAAUCAUUGCUAGGGACAGUGAGGCACAUCGAAGGGCUUGGGCUGAGACACUUUGCGCUGGGCUCGAGUGGGCGCUUGCACUUCCGGAUGAUAAUCUGAAGCCACUUCUUCCAGUGUUAGUCGGUGGAGUUAGAACCCUGACAAAGUUUGCAGUUGAUCAAAAUCUCAAACAAAAACUCUCUACUCUAUUCCAUCGUAUUGUCGUACUCUAUGGCUUGACAAAUAACUAGACUAUCUGAAUAAUUUUAACCUAAAGCUUAAUUAUCGAAACAUAAGGUUACGCAGGCUGUAUAAAAUGAUUGACUGAAAAUUUAAGAGAACAAAUUGAUGAAUUUUAAAAACUAUAUAUCCAAAAGUAUUUUAACUGAAUAUCCAUUCCAUCGUAUUUGAUAGCUUUGUUAUUACGAUGGGCUAUUGCUGACACAAUAAUAUUCGUAAUGCAUGGACAUGUGUCUGGAUGUCAAAUGUAUGAUACUGUAAUGUCCAAUAUAUUAUUUUUCGAAGUGCUGUUACUGGUGGAGUGAAAAAUUGAUGAAAAUAUACAUUUGGAAGGAUUAUGACUGCUAAUGUAUCGAGUUCUGUAUCAAAGAAAUAUAUCGACAAUAUAAAUCCUCA